Molecule: messenger RNA, 2482 nt
Organism: Durio zibethinus
Lineage: Eukaryota; Viridiplantae; Streptophyta; Magnoliopsida; Malvales; Malvaceae
Product: laccase-4-like
Biological process (GO): lignin catabolic process
Cellular component (GO): apoplast
Molecular function (GO): copper ion binding; hydroquinone:oxygen oxidoreductase activity
Source: RefSeq, a predicted model, not a curated record
AGCUUCUAAAUUCUAAUUAACUGGAAACAGCAUCAAGAGGUUUAAUAACUUAACUUGCAAUUAUGAUUUGGUCCCUAAAAAACAACUUUAUGUGAAAUGCAAGAAAUCAUGGGAAUGAACCUCGUUAUUUCUCAAUAAAUCUUGUUUCUAAAGAUACAUUCAUCCACCUAAACAAGGAAAAACGACAUGGCAGCCAUUGCUCUAACACCCUUUAAAAUGGUGCGGUGGGGAGUCAUACGUGACUGAAACAAGGCCGAGCAAUUACCAAAAGAAAAAAAAAAACAGAUAGAUCGAGAGAGAAAGAGAAAGAGAGAGAAGGAGAAAAAGAAAUAGAAAAGGAGAGAAAAUGGACUCCACGUUUGCGAUUCGAGUUUUAGUUCUUGUUGCAUUACUCUUUCCUGUUCUUGUCGACUGUGAUGUUCGACACUACCAGUUUGAUGUGGUAAUGAAGAAUACAACUAGAUUAUGUUCAAGCAAACCAAUUGUUACCGUCAAUGGUAAGUUCCCAGGACCAACUUUGUACGCCAGGGAAGACGAUACAGUGCUUGUGAACGUCAUCAACCAUGUCAAAUACAAUGUUUCCAUACACUGGCAUGGUAUCAGGCAACUUCGAACAGGUUGGGCGGAUGGGCCAGCAUAUAUUACACAGUGUCCAAUCCCAACAGGGCAAAGCUAUGUAUAUAACUUUACCAUCACAGGUCAAAGAGGCACACUGCUUUGGCAUGCGCAUAUUCUCUGGCUAAGGUCCACGGUCCAUGGCGCCAUUGUUAUCUUGCCUAAACACGGUGUGCCUUAUCCAUUUCCGAAACCCCAUAAGGAAGCAGUUGUUAUAUUAGCUGAGUGGUGGAAAUCCGACACUGAAGCUGUGAUCAAUGAAGCUAUCAAGUCCGGAUUGGCUCCAAACGUCUCAGACGCUCACACCAUAAAUGGUCAUCCAGGACAGGUCUCCAGUUGUCCUUCACAGGGAGGUUUCACAUUGCCAGUUGAAAAUGGCAAGACCUAUCUGCUACGCCUAAUCAAUGCUGCACUUAAUGAAGAGCUUUUCUUCAAGAUUGCUGGGCACAAGAUCACUGUUGUGGAAGUUGACGCCACAUAUGUUAAACCGUUCAAAACUGAUUCAGUUUUAAUUGCCCCAGGCCAAACCACCAAUGUCCUUGUCUCUGCUGAUCAAAAUUCUGGCAAGUACUUGGUUACAGCCUCCCCUUUUAUGGACGCUCCAAUUGCAGUGGAUAACCUGACUGCAACAGCGACCUUGCACUACUCAGGCACACUUGCCAACACCCCCACAACUCUCACUACUCCACCACCACAGAAUGCCACACCAGUUGCCAACAACUUUGUAAACUCUCUUCGUGCCCUCAAUUCCAAACAAUACCCAGCCUUAGUCCCACAAACUAUUCAUCACAAUCUCUUUUUCACAGUUGGACUGGGGAUUAAUCCCUGUCCUACUUGCAAAGCCGGUAACGGCAGCCGCGUGGUAGCUUCUAUUAAUAAUGUGACAUUCAUUAUGCCUACUACAGCCUUGCUUCAAGCACAUUUCUUCAACAUCAGUGGGGUUUUCACUACUGAUUUUCCUGGUAACCCGCCGCACGUGUUUAAUUACUCUGGAACUCCACCAACAAAUUUGCAGACAACAAAUGGGACAAAGGCUUUCAGGCUGGCUUAUAACUCUACAGUACAACUUGUUUUGCAAGAUACUGGGAUCAUAGCCCCAGAGAACCACCCAGUCCACUUACAUGGAUUUAAUUUCUUCGCCGUUGGUAGGGGAGUUGGAAACUAUAAUCCAAAGACAGAUCCUCAGAAAUUUAAUCUUGUCGAUCCUGUAGAGAGGAACACAAUUGGGGUACCAUCUGGUGGAUGGGUAGCUAUCAGAUUCCGUGCAGAUAACCCCGGAGUUUGGUUCAUGCACUGCCAUUUGGAAGUGCAUACAACAUGGGGGCUUAAGAUGGCAUUCUUGGUGGACAAUGGAAAAGGUCCUAAUCAGUCACUUCUUCCUCCUCCAAGCGAUCUUCCAAAAUGUUAAACAAGGCAACUGUCGAUCCGAACACCGAGAUUUCCAGAUCGAAAGAGAUCUGGAAUGAUGAAGAGAUUCCAACAUGGGGGCUUAAUAAGCAAAGCGAUAGUUGAGAUUGAAUUUGUUUCUUGAGUAAAUGAAAGAAUUUACUCAAGCGUGUUUGAAUAACAUUUGUAUAAGCUUUUUUUCUUGAAUAAAUCGCAAAUUUAUUCAAAUUCAAACAUCUAAAAAGGAACAAAAACAAGGUAGCCACUAGCGAGUGUCUAGAAAGAUCGUUUAAGCGUCAGGUUACUGAAAAUUGAAAUACAAAUGCACCUUUUGGUUUUCAAUUUUAUAGAAUCCUGCAACUAGAGAAUUUAGGAGUAAUGAUCUUCCGGAGCCCAUAUUUUCUCAUAGGCUAUUCAACUAUUCUGUUAUUAAUAUUUGUAUUGAAUUUGAUUUUUGCCCCAAGAAUAAUGAUUAUAAGUU